Molecule: messenger RNA, 2687 nt
Organism: Linum tenue
Lineage: Eukaryota; Viridiplantae; Streptophyta; Magnoliopsida; Malpighiales; Linaceae
Source: the annotation of a GenBank genome assembly
UCACACUACCAACAUUUAUAACGCAUUGGAUAAUUUGGAUGGUCGCUUCUCUGACACGAUCCUCAAUUUCCCCACUCCGGGGCCAAAUCUUUGCCAAACCCUCGCGUUCCGAUCAAUCGCUGUAGCCAUUGAUUUGUCGUAAGGAGGCGCUCAUGCACAGGGCCUUUGAUGGCGUCGGCGCGAAUGCAUGAUUCGGGGUCCGGUGAACCUCGCCUCCGCGUUGCUUAUCAGGGGGUUAGUGGGGCGUAUAGCGAAGCUGCCGCCCAGAAGGCAUAUCCCAACUCUGAGGCAGUGCCUUGCGAUCAAUUCGAAACUGCAUUUGAAGCUGUUGAAGGCUGCACUGUCGACAGAGCUGUGUUACCCAUCGAAAACUCUUUGGGUGGGAGUAUCCACAGAAAUUACGACCUUUUACUCCGACACAGGCUACAUAUAGUGGGAGAAAUAAACUAUGCUGUUCGUCAUUGCUUGCUAGCAAAUCGAGGGGUUAAAGUUGAACAGUUGAAGAGAGUUCUAAGUCAUCCCCAGGCACUUGCUCAAUGUGAAUAUACAUUGACCCGGUUCGGACUGGUCAGAGAAGCAGUGGAUGAUACUGCUGGUGCAGCAAAGUAUGUUGCACUAAGCAAAUUGGAGGACACAGGAGCUGUUGCUAGUUCGGCUGCAGCUGCAAUCUACGACUUAGAUAUAUUAGCAGAAGACAUUCAGGAUGACUCAGACAACGUUACAAGAUUUCUGAUGUUGGGGAGGGAAGCCAUAACUCCGGACACUGACCGUCCUUUCAAGACAAGCAUAGUCUUUUCACUUGAGGAAGGCCCUGGAGUACUUUACAAGGCUCUUCAAAUUUUUGCAAAGGAGCAAAUCAACCUAACAAAAAUCGAGAGCCGCCCUUGGAGACGGAGCUCUCUGAGAUCUCCUGGAGAUAACGCCAAUGGACUUCAGAAAUGCUUUCACUACAUGUUCUAUGUCGAUUUUGAGGCUUCGAUGGCUAGUGACAAUGCUCAAAACGCUCUAAAAGCUCUGGAUGUGCGGCUUGCUUCUUCAGACUUUUCCAUUGCUAAGUAAUUCUUCUUCUUCAUUGCAUGCUGAACUUACCAUGAAACGUGCAUAUCUCCCGUUUGCCAGGAGUUAGCGACAUCCUUGCGAGUUUUAGGGAGUUAUCCGGCUGAUACCACCAUUAUAUAACGACUCUCCUACAAUACAGUGAUGACCAGCCUUGAGGAUAAAUUUGAGUGUUUCAAGCCACGACGAUUUGCCUUCCCCGUGUGAUUACAGAAUGCUUUUGCAGAGGUAGUCAGAUUACUAGCAUGAUCAUUAGUUAGCUGCUCUGAUCAUUUUUGGUAGGAUCACUAUCAGUCUAUCAUCUUUGGUGAUCUCUUUUUAGGGAGUGGCCCAAUCGGUUGUUGGCGUAGUCAAAUUGAGUUGCUCACCCAAAAACCUCUUCAUCCCUCUUUAAUGUGCGGAUUAACGUCGUAGUAAUUAUCGUCUUUCAUUUCAGAAAGAGAUUGCCAAUUGAAUCAAAUUUACUAUCAAUCACGAGAGAAAAAGCUUUGUGUAGCUCUAUUCAUCCUUCACAGUGACACAGUAGGGUACAUGCUCGUAGAGAUAAACAUGAUGGAAGGUGCAAGGAAGCUAACACAUACAAGGGAACAUGCCAAGGCAUUUAGAGCUGUUCAUAUUCAUUGGGACAACAUGAAGGAAUCAUACCUCUCAGACUUAGGUUGGUCACCCAAUUAUGGUUCAAACAAUUAUAGCAACAACAUCUACCUCAGAUUGAUUACAGAUAUAUGUACUGGCUGAGAGAUGGAUCAAAAUGAAAUAAAACACAAAAAAAAAAAAAAAAGGAAGUAAAAUAAAGACCACAAGAAAACAGGGGAGGAACAGAGCAGCCGGAGCAAUUACUUGACAGUAGUGAUUAACGAAAUGCAGGUAAACCAGGGGGGAAAAAAACGGAUUCAGCGGUGGCAAGCGGGAUCGCGGCUUUUGGGAUCACAGUACAGCUUCCGAUCUCGGCCGUUGUCGAGGCAGUAGUACCGAUUCUGGCCGCAAUUGUAAGCCGGCUGGUUACGGGUGAUGGAGUUAUACACGUUCUGGCUUCCCGCCUGCAACAUCCUCAGCGACUGGCUGCUGCUCCCUGACUCCAUCAGGAACUCAUCGUCGUCAUCAAUGGCGUCGGCCAUGCCAGCAGAUGCUGCCGAAGCCAGUAACUGGGUGGUAACCAGAGCAUCGAUGGUGCUAGCUCCGCAUUGCGGAAGGAAGUUGGUAGCGCAGAGAACGACGGCUAGGGCUGCUGCAGCCGCCAACCAAACUGCGGAAGGAUUCGUCUUGCUCAUGGGGUUUGGAAGGGAAGAGAAGAGAGAUGGAUAUGCUUACCAUCCAGCAGUGGUCCGGUCUCAUUAUUAGUGUGGUGGAGGUGGGGCUCUAGUGUGUUUGGCGGUAGUGUUAACCCACUCUGUAUCAAUUAUUAUUCCAAAUUUCCAAAUUUCCACCUGCUGCUGGAAAGCUCAGCUCGUGACCCUCCCUUUGUCUUUCUCUCGUUAAUUAUCAAGGUUCAAAAAGGCGCUAGGUGUAAGCGAGUGUUGCGACUUUGCUUAGCGCCUUGCUCGUUUAGACGUAGACUAAGCGUACCUAGCCGUUGGAAGAAAAAUAGCUAUUUAUAUUGCAUGAUGAAUGAAAUAAUAAUCUACAACACU